AAAGAGGGAAAAACGAAAAUAGGAAAAGGAGGAAGGAAAUGAAGAAAUCAGGAGGAGUAGAGAAGAAGAAAGUACGAAGAUCUUCUGCGUCCGUACAAAAUGGCAGCAGAGAUCACAGCUCCGACACUCCUCCUAGGAAACAAGCUGCCAAGAGGGAUGCGUUUCAGUUGUUUGCUGAGAAAGUGAGGGACCAUAAAGAUUUGGUGUCUAGAUGGGCUGUCUUGCAGGAAACUCGUGUUGAAUAUUUUAGAGGGAAGGACUUUGUAAGCUUUAUAAAAAAUCAUCUGGAGCUUAAAGAAAUGCUGGAGUCAGAUAGAAAUCUAGAAACUGAAGAUAUUGCCAAUAGUUUGUUACAAAAAAAUCUUUUGGUGCGCUGUGACCGCGUGGUAAAAACUGUUCGUCCAGGGAAGAAAAAGUUAUCUACCUGGCCUGCGCAUUUAGAAAUUUUCCCUGAACAAGUGUUCUCUGAAAAUGAUGCCUUUUUUGCAUGGACCUUUGUAAAACAGCGGCCUUUAUGGCAAACUCUUCUCUCAUUUUUCUGGCCUGUGUUGACACUUGCAAUUUGCUUGUUUCCCGUAUAUCCACAUCGAUGCAAAUUACUAAUACUCUACUCAUGUGCGGGGGUUCUUCUACUUAUUCUCUCCUUGCUUUCAUUGAGAGCUAUGAUAUUUGGUGCUGUGUGGAUCAUUCUUGGAAAGCGUGUUUGGUUCUUCCCUAACAUCCUUGCUGAGGAAGCAACAUUGCGAGAAUUAUUCCGUUUUUGGCCCAAAAAAGACGAAGAAGAGCAACCAAAAUGGACAGCAAGACUGUUUUAUGCAAUAGUGGCUGUUUUGGUCAUAUUGUUGCUAAGGCACCAUGCCCCUGACGAGGCUGCUAGAGCAAGAUAUCAGAAGCGGAUGACAAACAUAAUUGAUGACGUCCUUGAAUGGUCUCCAAGCCUGGCUCUGUCGGGGAUGAUGGAGAAACAGACUGUGGUUAAUGCCACAGAAAACAAAAACAAUUUUUCAAAUGAAAGCAAGGGAACCUCAGAGGCGGUAACCUCGGCUAAUGAAACGGGAAGCUUAGAGGAAAACCGAUCAACAUCAGAAUGAUACCAUGUGAUAGAUCGUACCGGACUUGGUAGAUGGAUUAUAAUGCCUUUAUUGUCAAAAAAUUAGCGUAAUAUCCACUGAAAAAGCGAGCCAGUUGUUUAUUA
Molecule: messenger RNA, 1195 nt
Organism: Durio zibethinus
Lineage: Eukaryota; Viridiplantae; Streptophyta; Magnoliopsida; Malvales; Malvaceae
Source: RefSeq, a predicted model, not a curated record